AAACAUUCAAAAAUGUGUAUUAUUUAUGCUCCUAACUUGAAACCCGAAUCACCAAUUCUUAUCGAAUUGGAUAAAGGAAAAGACCUUGUCAUUUAAAAAAAAAGAGACAUUUGUUUGAACCAUUUAAAUGUUUCUUUGUGUUAACAAUAAGAUAUGUGUUUGAUUUAAACAAGGAAUAAGAAUUAAUUUUGAGUUUCUGCCAACUAACUGCAUACAGAAUUCACAUCACAAAUUUAGUUAGCGUUCAUUUAUUGUGAAAUGUCAGAAUUGUGUUUUGCGCUUUUGAUGGUGGUAUUGUGUAAUAAUGGUUCUUCCAGUGAAUCUUUAGAAGAACAACUUGGCAUAUUGUUCAAUAGAUCGGAUUUACUCUGUCCUGAAGAAUGCGAAGCUCAGGAUUACCUGAACAAAAUGAGAUUUGAAAACAGUUUGGAAUGCUGUACAUGUAAGGCUCAACCAUUAUGGACAGUUGACGGAAGUUUGAAUGGGAAACUUAAUUUUACUAAUGUUGGACAUUUAAAUGUCUUUUUUGUUAAACACGAUAUUGAAUUGAAAACUAUAGACCAUGAUGUUCAUUUUAAUUACUUAAUUUACACGUACGGAAAUCUAACUGCAAUUCCGCUCUCAGUUUGUAAUUUUAAUACAACUGUUUACAUCGACUUGUCAUUCAACCAAAUUACAGAUAUCAGAAAUAUAUCAUGCUUGUCUAUACUAGAUACAUUACUAUUGGCAGGAAACAAAAUACAAUCUUUGAUUGCGGACAUAUUCAAUGGAAUGAAACAUCUCCGUAGAGUUGAUGUAUCCUUCAACCAAAUCACCAAAUUGGAGCCGAAGUUUUUCUUACAUAUGGCGGAUACCCAGUUUGAAAGAGCAAAGAAUUACACAUUCCGAAUAAAAGAAAUCAAUCUUGAAGAAAAUAAUUUCGAUAGUAUUUCUGAAUUUUUUGUGUCACAGCUGAAAAGUACCACGAUCAUCAAUAUAAAACACAAUCCGUUAACAAGUAUUGAUAGGUCCAUAGGAAACUUCAGGCCUUGCAAUGUACAGUUAGGAAGACUAGAUAUUGUUUGUACAUGUAAAGAUCUGUGGUUGCAGAGUUGGCUACCGUCAUCAACAAUGCCUUGCUAUAAUAACACAUGGAUAUUCUGUCGGACCGAAACCGGUUACAAAUCUAUAACUCAAAUCACGAAAAGCGAGCUAGGAUGUACAGAAGAUUAUCAUCUGAAAUGGUUCAACUUAUGUAUUGGAAUCAUAGUUAGCCUUGUCGUAAUUUUUGCCUUUGCGGGCUAUAAUUUUUAUGUUGAAAUUUAUAUUCUAUGGCGACGCUUUUUGAGAAAAAUUAGCAGGCCUGUUUCUAGAAACUCUUUUCAAUAUGAUAUUUACAUAUCUUGCAAUGAAGACGACGAUGGACUUCGAAAUUGGAUAUCGUAUGAGCUUUUACCGCAUCUUAACGAUAGGGGACUUAAAUCUUUUCUACCGUAUCGAGAUUGCCAGCCUGGUAGACCACGUGAAGAAGAAGUAAUUGAUAUCCUAUCGAAAUCUAAAAUUAUUCUCGUUCUUCUAAGCGACCUACAUCAUUUAUCACGUGAAAGCACAAAAGCUUGGAUUUCUUGUGAGUGGAAAUAUGCCUGGGUGAAUUAUCGAGAAGAUUUUUUGAAAAAUGUUAUUAUUAUAAAUUAUGAUUUUCUAAAUAAUCAUGAUGUUUCUUAUAGGUAUAUUAAAGCUUUUAUGAGAGCUAGUAUUUGCAUUGAUUUUUCUAAUUAUAAAAAGGAUAUGUGGUCUACAUUAAAUUCUUUGCUAGGACUUUCUUCUCCGAGUUAUGGAAUUAGAUAUCAUCGGUUUCAAAAUAGUCUUGAUUCAUUUACAAACUUGGUGUAGGUAUCAAAUUUUUUACAAAUAUUGAAUUUCUGAUUAUUACAAAAAUGUUCUUUUCAAAGUUGUUUUACUUGGAAUAGAUAUUCAUUUUCUACUAUGAAGAUCGUUAUAAUUGAUUAUUAGUAUUUAUGCAAAAAAAUAUAAUUUACGAACAAAUCAGAUUACAAUCGACCUUUGAGUUUGAACAAAGAAGAGUAAUUAAAUGUUUGUGUGUAAUUGUACAAGGUUGAAACUACCCCUUUCCAUUUUAAAUUUCAAAUCUAUAAACAGUCAAACCAUGCAAAAUAAUUUUCUGGUGAUAUCUUAAAAAUUCGACGUUUCAAGACUCACAGGUUCCAAGUGCUGAUCUACAAGGCAAACCAUCAUGUAGUAUAUUAUCGGUAAGGUUGGCUGAUUAAAUAAUACGGGUUGGGUAAAAAGUUUUCUUUUAGUUUAAUUUUAUUUGUCUAUUGUUAUUGUUAUGUCUAUUUUUUACAUCAACAACAUCUUUAAUUUUUUAAACACCUGGAUUACAGAAAGAAUAAGCAGACCAAGGCAGCUGACAGAUGGGUCCCAGUUUGUGUUACAUAUCCCAUUUGCUAGGGAAAUUAAAAAUGCUAACAAAUUACUCCCGUCAUUUAACAUUUUACGUAAAAACCGGUUUCUAUUCCCAAUUAACAUUCUACACAUCAUGAAGCUUGUGUUUUCUUACAAUUUUACCCUUUGACAUGAAAAUCUUUAAUAUUUGUAUCAUGGUCAUUUUUUGUCUUCUUUCAUAUUAAUAUAAUAAAGUUCAAAUUGUAUCUCGUUUAAGCAAAAACACCAAAGUAUAAAUUAUUUUAUUUUAUUAGUCUCCAGGUUAGAUGGUUGUUAAAAAUUGACCUCGACACGACACGUGCUUCAAUCACUUUAGAAUUUUCUUUGACGGAUUUAUUGUAAUAUAUAUGUAUGUGUGUGUGUGUGUACACCAAUGACGAAACACCAUUAAUGGUGGGUAAAAUAUUAUUACUCCAACUAAUAUAUGUAAUAUUAAUAUGAAUAGGGAAUGAAAAUUGAUUGUAAAGGAAUAUGUAAAUAGUACACUAAUUCAAUGAACUACUUUUUGUGUUAAAGAUAACAAUGAUACAAAUGUACGCAUAAUUUCAUUUAAAUCAGGCCUAAAAAUGAACAAAUGCAACAAGUUUUAAUAAAAUUUCAACUUUUGAGACAAACGGUCAAGGUUGAGAAUACCAAAACAAUGCUUUUUAUUUCAUUUACUGGUAAAAUGAUUCAAAGCAUUCUUACAAAUACAUAGAGGUUUCAUUAUUUACUUUUAUGUUAAAUUAAACGUUAUUGCGACCUUUUCAAAUACUAAAUAUUCCUAAAACACUAUGACAUUCCCAAUAUUUAUUUUCGUUUAAUCAAGGCAUCGAUCAUAUCAUAUUUUGGACAUCAGAGUUCAGCGUUACAUCUAUGCACAGAGAGGGAGCAGCUUUCUUCAACUAUGUCUUGAAUUUUAUAACAAUGUUUACAACGAUACUCUUGAGUUUUAAAAAAAUUCCUAAAAAAGUUAAAAAGGCCAUCGGAAUUUUGCAUUUGGUACAAUUAUAACUCGGUAUAAAUUAUAUAAUGUAGUGUUUUUUAUACGAAUUGUUAAAUAUUGUUAGAUACAAACAGCUUGUCAAGUUUCUUUCAAUUGAUCGUCAGUCUAGCUCCGUUUUCAAUGUUCUAUUCCAUUUAAUUUCACAUUUUGGUCUGACAUAUUUGUUCCGUUUUUGUUUGUAAUGAUUCUAAAUGAACAACAUUUCAUUAGGACAAAGGUUUCCGUCCUUACCAUAUGUUGGGGUUUAAUUUGAAUUUGUAUGUGCUUCAAAUGUUUUGAAUUUCACACCAUGAACUUAUCGCUUUUUAUUACAUUUUGAUAUAUAAUUGAUGUCAUUGAUAUUAGUUGUUGUGAAAUUUUGAAUGCAGAGACGGCAAAUAAGAUAAGAUACUGUUAUCUUAACACCAUUGUAAUAUCAAAUGUUAUCUUUGAUUGUACUAAACUGACUGUAAUUUAUGAUUUGUAUUUUUGUUUUUGUAUUUUGUUUAUUGAUGGUUGUGGUAUUAAUUCACAGUUUAUGUAAAUUAUUUCAUUUAUUUUGUGUUGGAUAAUUACAUAUUUGCUCUCGUGUUUUUUUAUGGUAUUAUGAUAAAUAACUUUUUUCAAAAAUCUUGAAUGAUAUAUAUUUUCCAAAUGUUGUCGAGUCCUCCAUGUUUCAAUUUCGCUGUAACGAUAAAGUUUCAGCUGGGUAUGAUCUGUAAAUAGAUA
Mytilus californianus (California mussel) is the source of this 4138-nucleotide messenger RNA. Its product is annotated as toll-like receptor 13. Gene Ontology annotation, molecular function: transmembrane signaling receptor activity; protein binding. The transcript has 2 exons. Lineage: Eukaryota; Metazoa; Mollusca; Bivalvia; Mytilida; Mytilidae. Gene Ontology annotation, biological process: immune response; toll-like receptor signaling pathway. The record is from RefSeq and is a predicted model, not a curated record. Gene Ontology annotation, cellular component: membrane. Bases 259 to 1872 code for a protein of 537 amino acids.